This is a messenger RNA of Triplophysa rosa, 1322 nucleotides long. It is a transcript of the gene igsf21b, whose product is annotated as immunoglobin superfamily, member 21b. Gene Ontology annotation, biological process: homophilic cell-cell adhesion; heterophilic cell-cell adhesion. NCBI's taxonomy places the organism in Eukaryota, Metazoa, Chordata, Actinopteri, Cypriniformes, Nemacheilidae. The transcript is spliced from 7 exons. Bases 180 to 1322 code for a protein of 380 amino acids. Gene Ontology annotation, cellular component: adherens junction. The record is from RefSeq and is a predicted model, not a curated record.
GCCCGAGCAAAAGCGCGAGGAGGCUGUAGUCUGCUAGGAGAACAAAAUGAGACAUUACAGGCAGAACAACGACAAAUUUCUCAACAUCUCCGCCUUGUAUGGAGAUUGACAUGACAUUAAAACGGAGUGCUGACAUUCUUGCGCGAUCGUGUGAUUUUUAAAAGUACCAUAAAACAGAGAUGAGUAUAAUCGCUUUAUCUUUGCUGCUGUGUGCUGAUCUGCUGGAUCUCGUUAUAGGUUAUUUAACAGUCAACAUUGAGCCUCUGCCUCCUGUGGUUAUGGGGGACACAGUGACUUUGAAGUGUAAUUUCAGGACUGAUGGGAACCUACGAGAGAUAGUGUGGUUUCGGGUGAUGGAAGGUGGCACCUCAAAACUGAAAAUCUUCACCUAUGAUGCCAUGUACAACACCAAUUUUUCUCACAUAGAGGACUUCCGCAGAAAAGAAGACCUUGUUUACCAGUCAACCGUCAGACUCCCUGAGGUGCAAAUGGAAGAUGACGGACCAUAUGAAUGUCAUGUGGGGAUCUACGACAGGGCGUCUAGAGAGACGGUGGUGUUGGCGUCUGGGAGCAUCACACUUAAUGUUAUGUCUCCACCAAAAUCUAUAUCUGUUGUAGCAGCAAACCAGCCAGCUCGCUUCAAUCGCUACGAAGCUCAAAACUUCACACUGCUUUGCACAGUAACUGGAGGAAAACCAGCCCCUGUGGUGUACUUCAAAAGGGAUGGAGAACUAAUCGAAGUCCAGUCUUCCUCUGAGAAGCUAGAAAGCCGAGGCUUGCUAGCAGCCAAAAACAACCAGCCCCUUAUCAGCCGAGAACUGGACGAUACAAAGAUCCAGAAGUCUCUUUCUUUUCUGGGCCCAUACAGCGAACCCGUGCGUGUGGAUAAGGACAGGUCCCAGCGCAGCCACACGUCUGGAGCUCCUGUUCAAGAGGAACCCAGUCCUACCACUGAGGUCAUCCCAGAAACUGUGAUCAGUAGAGAGUUCCCUCGCUGGGUGCUGAGCACGAGUCCGUUGUAUUUCUUCAACCAUACACAGUCUGAACUUCAUGAUGGCACUUUGGAGAUCCAAGCUGAGCUUACCUGGCACCUGAACCCACAGCUGGAUAAUGAAGCUCUGUUCAGCUGUGAAGUCAAUCACCCUGCCCUUUCAAUGCCAAUGAAGGCAGAGGUUACACUGUCUGCUCCAAAAGGACCGAAACUCUCAAUGACGCCAAGCAAAGCAAAAGUAGGAGAUACAGUCUGUAUCAAAUUGGACGGAUUUCAAAUGGGAUCCAAAACGGUAUACUCAUUUUACAAAGUUUCUAGAAUAUUAAAGUAG